Messenger RNA from Aedes aegypti (yellow fever mosquito), 2791 nucleotides. Its product is annotated as putative sodium-coupled neutral amino acid transporter 10. The transcript is spliced from 5 exons. Gene Ontology annotation, molecular function: amino acid transmembrane transporter activity. The coding region runs from base 384 to 2756 and encodes 790 amino acids. The record is from RefSeq and is a predicted model, not a curated record. Gene Ontology annotation, biological process: amino acid transmembrane transport. Lineage: Eukaryota; Metazoa; Arthropoda; Insecta; Diptera; Culicidae.
CAAGGGCGCGACGGUGUUUGCAGUUGUUCAAGAUCUUGUUUACCUUGGAGGAAUGAAAAGGAAAGCAUCUUGAAGCGCGAAUAUAAGAAAACAUUGCGCGGCGAACGACCGACAAACAUCAAGACAACAACUCCGAAGAAGUACAAAAGCAAAACAAACAUUCCACGAAGACCGACCGAAUCGAAAAGAAUACGUGUUGCUUCUCUCAGCUGAGUUCUUACCGCGAGGACACGCAAAGUUCCGUUUGUUCCCUAACCCGGUGGUCACACAGUAUACGGAUACAUCACUGGCCAAAUGUGAUUUUUUACGCUUAGGAUCUGCUGUUUUGUGUUUUGUUUCCUACGUGUUUAGUUUAGGAUUGGAAGGUGAAAGCGGCACAAAUCAUGGAACGCAAUUCCGUCCAAACGGUGACGUUGAUGAACAGUAUCAUCGGCGUCGGGAUCCUCUCGAUGCCGUUCUGCUUCCAGAAGUGUGGAGUUGUGCUGUCGUUAGUGCUGCUUCUGCUGAGUACCUACAUCACCAAGUUAGUUUGUAGCUAUAUGAUCAAAUCGGCGAUCAUCGCCCGGAGGAAGACCUUCGAACAGAUUGCGUUCUACGCGUUUGGGUCCUGCGGGAAGCUGUUGGUGGAACUGUGCGUUGUGGGAUACCUUUUGGGCACGUGUAUCGCGUACUUUGUGGUGGUGGGAGAUUUGGGACCCCAGAUUGCGGCCAAGAUGCUCGCGAUCAACGAAAGUAGCACCCUCAGGACAUGGGUGAUGAUUGUGGUGACGGCGGUUUGUAUUAUUCCGUUGGGAUUGCUGCGAAACGUGGACAGUCUCUCGACGGUUUGUACCGCCUCGUUGGGUUUCUACGUUUGCCUGAUCCUGAAGGUGAUGGCCGAGUCCAGCGAACAGAUCAGUAAAGCGGGAUGGUUUGAUCGGCUGGACAUGUGGAAGACGGAAGGCAUUUUGCAGUGUUUGCCCAUCAUAAGCAUGGCGCUGUCUUGUCAGAUGCAACUGUUCGAGGUGUACGCCACAAUGCCAACCACAUCCCUGGACAAAAUGAGCCGAGUGAUCCAGAAAUCCACUAGCCUGUGCGCUUGCAUCUAUGGCCUAAUUGGAUUCUUCGGAUACGUAGCCUUCAAUGGGCAUCAAUUUUCCGGCAACAUCUUGGUAAACUUCUCGCCUUCCUACGUGUCCGAUAUCAUCAAGAUCGGGUUCGUGCUGUCAGUGGCAUUCAGCUUUCCCUUGGCGAUCUUCCCGUGCCGAGUCAGCUUAUACUCGUUGCUGUACAAGAAAACCCACUCCGAUGCCCAUAUGUACAUUCCAGAAUCGAAAUUCCGUCCGCUGACAGUGGCCAUUGUGUGCACAGCUCUGGUGCUUGGCUGGAUGGUGCCCUCUAUUGAGGUCGUCAUCGGGUUGGUGGGCUCUACGAUUGGGGUCGCUGUCUGUAUAAUCAUUCCAGCCGCUUGUUACAUGCACAUCUGUAAAACGAACAUCUCCGAGAAACAGCUGGCUCAGGUGAUGAUCGUUUUCGGCUUUUUUAUCAUGAUCCUUGGCACCUAUGCCAAUUUGGAGGCAAUGAAUCGAGUUCCUGAGAAAAAAUACGAGACUGGCGUAAAAGAAGAUGUCGUUCUUGCACCAGUGGUCAAUGUCGAGAAACCAGAAGAAAGCUUAGAUAAAAAGUUUGAGGAAUUGCGACCAAAGCUACCGGUCUUACCGGAGGCGCAAAAAGAGGUUCCUGUUGUAACAGAGAACAUUGCUCCAAAAAUUGAAGAACCAGUCACAGUAAAACCUGUUAAGGUUGAAGAACCGAUCUUUAACAAAGACAAAGAGGAUAAGUCUGUCGUUUCUCCUGAUCCUCAAGAACCAGAUAAUCAGAAAGAUAAGAAGGAUGAAAUAAUCGAUCAAGAUGCUAUCCUCAAAGAGGAGAAAGAAAUCGCCGUCGAGGAGAAAGAACAAAUCCAGAAAGAGAUUAUUGAGCUUCAGAGCGCCAAGAAAGAGCUGGAAGCUCAAGUAGAGAACAUCAAGGAGCAGCUCGUAAAAAAGAAUGAGGAAACUCAACAAUUGGUGCUCAAAAAGUUCGACGAGAUUGUCGAGAAAAUUGACCAGAAGGUUUCCAAAGAGAAAGAUGAACCCAAACCAGAACCUGCUAAAGAAUCUUCUCCCGAUCUCCAGAAAGAUCCCAUUGUUCGACUGCUCACCGAGCAGGGAAAACUGAAUGCCAAAGCAAACGAAACUACCAAGUCGGAACCGGCAAAGCCGGAAGCCCCAUUGAACGACGAUCAUGCAUCGGAGAUGAAACUGUCUGUCGACGAAGUCGCCAACAACGAAACCGCUAACGAGACGGAACCGCCUCCAGCGGAAAUCCACCCCGAAAAAGAAGAAAAGAGUGAACCUCUCCCACCGCUGCCAGUAGAGCAGAAGAAGGAACCGGAAUCAUCAAAGUCAGUUGAGCCAGAGGAGCCAAAACCCGCCAAAUCCGACGAUGCCGCGAAAGAAAGUGACGAUGCUGGCUCAAAGAGGGAUCUACUUUCGGUGCGUAACAAACGGAACACAGGCAAAGUGCAGCAAUCCGACGAGGUAAGUCGCACUGGGGAUGAUGCCAACUGUAGAAAGGUCAAUGAACGGUUAACAAUGCCAGUGGCAUUGGGUGAUAAAGUGGUGAGUGUUGAUCAUGAUCUGAUCGGACAGCCCGAUUUGGGCUUGGUUAAGGAUAAAAUAGUAAACAUGAUAAGGAGGGAUGUGCUGCUCGAUGAUGGGAAGCUGUUCAAGUAAUAAAUGUACCUAACUAUUUAUUUCUAUGUAAUGAA